Messenger RNA from Hippoglossus stenolepis (Pacific halibut), 4131 nucleotides. RefSeq names its product kelch-like protein 13. The record is from RefSeq and is a predicted model, not a curated record. Gene Ontology annotation, molecular function: protein binding. The coding region runs from base 235 to 3585 and encodes 1116 amino acids. NCBI's taxonomy places the organism in Eukaryota, Metazoa, Chordata, Actinopteri, Pleuronectiformes, Pleuronectidae. The transcript has 4 exons.
GACAACACGGCUGGUGUCUGCAGACAGAGGUACAGCUGCCUGCAACAGUAACAGCAACAUCCAACCUCUGGAUUAUCACUGGAGGAUUUUUCUCUGUGGAGUUUUGAUCAUACACUGUGCAAAAACUAAGUGUCCUGCAAUCUUGUGGCAUUCAAGAGGUGUCAGUGUGGUGAGUGAUUAGGAAAGGGGGGGGAUUUAAAGGAAUUAGCACAGAUUAAAGUUAAACCGGACAUUAUGGCAGUGGCUACUCCACACCUGCAGCAGGAGUGGGAGGAAUGGAAGAAAAUUAUGGAGGAGAACAGGAGGAGGACAUUGAGUGAGAGGCUGAGUCGUUGGCCAAAUCUGCAGCUGCAUGAGGAGGAGGACGAUGGGGAGGAAACGGAGGAGGACAGUGAGGAAGAGGAGGAAAAUGAAGCAGGUGGGACAGAGAAGGAAGGGAGCGAGCAGGAGGGAGAAGGAGAGAAGAAGGUAGAGCUAAAAGUGAUGGUGAAUGAUGAACAAGUCACAGAGGAAGAGAAAGAAAAUAAGGGAGAGAGGGAUGUUGAGGAGGACAAGCAGGUGGAGGAGAGGGGGGUGACAGAAGAAAUGGAGGGAGGAAAGAAGGGGGAGGUGUGGGAGGUGACAAUCGCACAGCAACAGGAGGAAGUUGGGGAAAGUGAGGGAGUGAGUGAAGAGCUAAAUGUGGAGACGAUGAUGGAGCCAGAAGAAAUAGAGGAAGAAAUUAAGGAGAAGAGGGAACAAAAUGGGGUGAUAGAGGCAGAGGAACAGGAAGUGGGAGGGGAAUGGAGAGAUAAUGAAGAAGACAGGGAGGAUAAAGGGAGGAGAGAGGUGAAAGAGGAGGAGGAAAAGGAAGUGACGCAAGCAGAAAUAGUUGGAAUUGGGGAUGGGAGGGAGGAUGAGGAGAUGAUAAGGAGGGAAGGAGGGCUGAUAGAAGCAGAGCGAUGGGAGGAAGAGGGAGCAGUGGAGGAAGCGAUUGAGCCUGAGGUAAAUAGGGAGGUGGAGGAAGAUGUCGAAGAGGAGGAGGAAGAGCAGGUACAAGGGGAAGAUGACAGGAGUAGAAUAGACGAAGAAAACUUCACAGAUUCAUUUGAAUCUGAUGAAGAUGCUCGGCGGAUGGGAUCGGAGGAUGAAGGUUAUAAUUCUGAAAGAUUGAAUAACGGAAAAAGAGCCGUAGAGGAACAAUGCAAGGAUCCCAAGGAAGUGGAAGAACGAAGGAGGAAUGACAGUAGAAUCCUUGGAGUGUGGACUGAAGAGGAGGAUGAGAGCGAGAAGCUGACAAAUGAGGAAGACUCGUUCACAGGAUCCAGAGGAGAGUUUGAGGAGGAUCCAGAAAAGCUUCUGGAGGAACAAGAUGACUCAUCAGAUGAAGAGGAAGCAGAUCAUAUAUCAUACAAAGACAUGGAUUGUAAUGAUGAAGAUGAGGGGAAGGUUUACUGCAAAGACGAUUAUCCCACCGAUUUAUUUCGCACUUUGACAGAGUUCAGGGACUCUGCCCUUCUCACCGACCUACAUUUGAGCACAGAGGUUGGGAAGAGUUUCCAGGUACACUCCCCUGUCCUGGCUGCUGUCAGCGCCGUUGUCCGGGAAAGCCUGAGUCGAAGAAAUAUAGAAAACGAUAAAAGAGAAGAUGAUACAAGGUGGUCAAUGUCUCUGGGUCCAGGAGUGGAUGCUGUUGGAUUAGAGGCAGUUGUGGAGUUUGCCUAUUCCGGAUUUAUAUCCCGUCUGGACAAGGACACGGUGAAUCAGAUAAAGGGUGCAGCUCAAACACUCUGCGUCCCCCGAGUGAUGGAUCUCUGCAACGAGGAAGAGUCACCAAAAACUGGAGGACGUAAGAAAGAAGAAAAGAUCUCUGCUGCGGAGGAAAGGAAGAUCAGUCUUCAGUCCAUCAAGCAGCUGUGGAUGGACAGGGUGGGCUGUGAUGUCACUUUGGAAGGUAUUGGAGAAUCGCUUCCGGUCCACAGAGUCAUCCUGGCUGCAGGAAGCGACUACUUCCAUGGCAUGUUUACCUCGGGGAUGAGGGAGUCCCAUCAGCCUCGUGUGGCUCUCCCCUCCCUGUUGGCAUCUGAGCUGGAGCUUCUGGUCGGCUGCUCCUACAGCGGCGCUCUGCCCCUCAGCUGGAGCUUUGUCUUUGAGAUUACCAGCACCACCCUCCAGCUCCAAUAUCAGCCAGCCCUCUCCUUGUGUCUCGACUUCCUGCAGGCAGAAAUCAAUCCCCUCUCCUGCCUGGAUGUGGCAUCUUUUGCUGAGGCUUACGAGAUGGUGCAGCUACGCGAAACUGCGGACGACUUUGUCAUGCGACAAUUCCAAAAGGUAGCGUGCACCUUAAAGUUCAAGGAUCUCCCAGCCAAGCAACUCCUCAAGUACUUGAACAGUCACUCACUCUGCGUUCCAUCUGAGCUCGUUGUAUUCAAAGCAGUGGUAGCAUGGAUUCAAGCUAAGCCCAAGAAAAGGCUCAAACUUGCUAAGGUGUUAAUGAAAACUAUCCAUUUUCCCCUGAUGACAUUCAAGGAAUUCAAAGAAGUCCAGUCUUGGGAUAUUUGGACGCAUCACAGCCUGGUCGAGCUCUAUGAAGCAAUCUUUGAGGAGUUCUGGUCCAAUGAGAUUUCCCCAGAGAGUCAGUGCCGCAUCUAUCUGCCAAAAGAGAGUCUGGUCUUGAUUGGGGGUGACCAGACCUCUGAAGACCUAUCUAGCCGCAGCAUCAGCAGAGAACUCUGGUUUGGAAAUUCCCUGAGGAGCCAUACAGGGAUAAAAAAGGCCAUAGAGUGGAGACGGUUGGGAGAAAUGCCAGAGUUGGCGAGGUUCAGUCACGAGGUGGCGGUGCUCACAGGACAACUAUACGUGUUCGGGGGAAAAAAGUAUUAUGGCACCUGUGACACCCUGAAUUAUGUUUACAGGUAUGACCCCCAUCAGAACAGCUGGGAGAGUCUGGCUGACAUGCAGCAAAUGAGAUGCCUCUUCUCUGUGGUUGUGCUGGACGGAAAGAUGUUCUCCAUCGGUGGACACUGUGACCCGGAAUAUAUACAAAGUGUGGAACGAUACUGCCCCACUUCAAACUCUUGGAGCUUCACUUGGCCCUUGGAUCUACCUCUGGGCGGUCAUGUGGCAAAAGUUUUACAAGGGCAGAUCCUGGUCUCAGGAGGGCUGAACAGUGACUACAGGUGUCUUUCCUCCAUGUUUCGGUACCACCCAGAGACAGGAAGCACCUAUCUGGCGAACAUGACUAAACCUCGGGCUAAACACUGCAUGGAGACGCUGGACGACCGCCUCUAUGUCGCAGGUGGAACCACCGCAGGUGCGCCUGUGAACGUUGUCGACAUGUUCGACUGUGAAGUGUACAACCUGGAGACUGACACCUGGACUGCGAUCACAUCUCUGCUGUUUCCGCAUGUCGGAGCAGGAAGUGCGGUUUUGGAGGGAAAGUUUUACGUGCUGGGUGGAUACAGCCACGAGGACUCCAGCGACACAAAUAUGGUCCAUCGUUAUGACCCCACAACGCAGAGAUGGGAAAACAUGGGCAAGAUGCCCGGGCCCAACAAUGACAUACGAGCGGCUCUGCUGUGUUUGCCACCAGAUUUACGUUUGUAAGACAUGGUGAGAUAUAUUGUGUAACUCAUUGUUUGAGAUCUUCUGCUCGCCUGGUUAGGUAUCAAUCGGUCAAGGCUAAAGACCGAUGGUGAGGCCCCAAACCUCUGGAAUAGUUUACCUGAGGAAUCAGACUUGAAACUGUCACUGUCAGAUCAUCCGCUGCAGAUGAGGGCAGGAUGAGGGUAUUUCCAAUAUAGUUUAUUUUACAGUGUAAAUUAGAUAAAUCUUUAGGCUUGUCAAAAGUAGGACAUCAAUGAAUUGUGGUUUAUUUUGGGUGAGAGAAAUUCAAUGUAUUUAAAAGGUGUUGUAAUAAUAAAUUGGUUGAUGACAGAGGUAGACAAGAAAUUAUUUCCAGGACAAUGGAUUCAAAAAUAGACUGUGAACACAAGAGGGCGCUGUCCCACUUGUGGUCAUAGUUCAGUUUUCAGCGCAGAAUCAGCAGAGAAAAGACAAAAGACAAUGUAGUGAGUUUAUUUAUUUUGCAGUAAUUACGCUGAAUGUUCCCACAUAUCUUCAAUAAAAUUCACUGAGUAAUGAAAACAUGAA